This is a messenger RNA of Pseudocercospora fijiensis CIRAD86, 1400 nucleotides long. RefSeq lists its product as uncharacterized. Lineage: Eukaryota; Fungi; Ascomycota; Dothideomycetes; Mycosphaerellales; Mycosphaerellaceae. The transcript is spliced from 3 exons. The record is from RefSeq and is a predicted model, not a curated record. The coding region runs from base 67 to 1002 and encodes 311 amino acids.
GGCGUCCGCUCAAUACACACACAUUACUAGGCGGGCAGAUCUCAUCUCGUACCCCGAACCGCAGCAAUGGCGGACAAAUACAUUCUCAAAGUCACGGCAGGGCCUAAUUACGAAGAUCAGCAACCAGUUCCCGUGAACACCGAAGAAUCGAUACGCAUAUCUAACGAGCAUCUCACCGCCGACCUGCGAAUACGGGUCCAAAACUACCGCGGUUUACCUGAAGGCUCACCGAAAGCUUCGCCAUACUUCGAGCAUGAGAAGCACAAAUCCGACUUAUACUCGCUGGCUUUCACAUUCACGCCCAAGGAAGACUUCAAUGGUCACGAUCUCGUUUUUGGAAAUGACUUCGACCAUCCAAUCAGGGAUAAGCUUCCUCCCGGAUUCAAUCAAGCAUUCAAAAUUGCAACGUGGUUCAUAGAUCCUGGUCUGUAUGGAGAUGUCUAUGCAGACGAGCCCUACCUGUACGGACCACUCCUCAGCUCAAUCAACACCUUCAGGAUAGGGCCAAAAGACGACAAGGAACAGGAAAAGGUGGAAGAGGUGCGUGGAAACGAGAAUGUUGUUGUAUUCGAAGAGGGUGCAGACGGCGAUGGUCAAGAGGUGCGAGACAGCUUAGGCCUUCCAGCUGAGGGUCCGGCGAGACAGAAGUUCUUCUUGACGGAGAAGCAUCUGAAGGACAUCACAUUAGAAAAGAAUAGGGAGUACUCUUGCGACUUUUUCAAUCCGUAUUUGGACUUCAAUGAUUUCGCACUCCGCCUGCCAGGUUAUAGCUUAAUUCCUGGGAUCACGAUACCCAUAAUAUCAUACUGGGAUGGUCAGCCACUUCGCUCACACUCGCUCAGAUAUGUCCUCAAAAAUCGCAAAACCGACGAGCCACUUCUCGUCAUGAUCUUCACGCUUCUGCCAAAGGAAGAACACGGAUCCGGGAAUGAUGACGGGACUGUGAAAGUCCAGGACGUCGAGAAAGAGGCAGCGGGAAGCGAAAACGACGAUCUGGACUAGAAUAGCCGAGUGCAGCCAUCUUCAGCCAUUAUAGAUGCAUACACUUCUUCCGACCUCUUCUCGGUGGAAACAGCGAUUGCCGCUCGAUCUGACACGAGAUCGAAGUUGCAAUUCGGAUUUCAAUAGAACUAUUCUGGAGCGGACCUUGCACGCCUAGGAGAAUUCGGCGGCAGCUUCGAAAUUGGAGCGCAAAGGCCCACGGCGGCUUUACAUAGACUCGUCAACAUGGAUAGAAGACGCGAUGGUACAGUAGCACCAGAUGAACAGCGCUGAAGAAGCCGGUCGAGUGGCAGAAAGAGAGAGAAGGCCACGCACUGCACUGGCAGUUUUCAAGAUUCAAGUUGCUUAAGUUAGGUACGAUAAUUUGGUUUACAGUAAUCAAUAUUUGACCAAACGAG